This is a messenger RNA of Pipistrellus kuhlii (Kuhl's pipistrelle), 7883 nucleotides long. RefSeq names its product GDNF family receptor alpha 1 (gene GFRA1). Gene Ontology annotation, cellular component: signaling receptor complex; external side of plasma membrane. The record is from RefSeq and is a predicted model, not a curated record. The coding region runs from base 131 to 1537 and encodes 468 amino acids. Gene Ontology annotation, molecular function: signaling receptor activity. Lineage: Eukaryota; Metazoa; Chordata; Mammalia; Chiroptera; Vespertilionidae. The transcript has 10 exons. Gene Ontology annotation, biological process: nervous system development.
GGCGCCCGGCAGACGGCGGAGCCCCUGGAUGGAGCUGGCCGCGGGGCGCCCGGGCACCGCUGCCUGCUGAGCCCCGGACCGGACGGCGGUCGGCGUUCUCGGCGAAGGGGACCAGCCGCGCGCCGGCACCAUGUUCCUGGCGACGCUGUACUUGGCGCUGCCGCUGCUGGACGUGCUGCUGUCGGCGGAGGUGAGCGGCGGCGACCGCCUGGACUGCGUGAAAGCCAGCGACCAGUGCCUGAAGGAGCAGAGCUGCAGCACCAAGUACCGCACGCUGAGGCAGUGCGUGGCGGGCAAGGAGACCAACUUCAGCCUCGCGUCCGGCCUGGAGGCCAAGGACGAGUGCCGCAGCGCCAUGGAGGCCCUCAAGCAGAAGUCGCUUUACAACUGCCGCUGCAAGCGCGGCAUGAAGAAGGAGAAGAACUGCCUGCGCAUCUACUGGAGCAUGUACCAGAGCCUGCAGGGAAAUGAUCUGCUGGAAGAUUCCCCGUACGAACCAGUCAACAGCAGGUUGUCCGAUAUAUUCCGGGUGGUCCCCUUCAUACCUGACGUGUUUCAGCAAGUGGAGCACAUCCCCAAGGGGAACAACUGCCUGGACGCCGCCAAGGCCUGCAACCUGGACGACACGUGCAAGAAGUACCGGUCCGCCUACAUCACCCCCUGCACCACCAGCAUGUCCAACGAGGUGUGCAACCGGCGCAAGUGCCACAAGGCCCUGAGGCAGUUCUUCGACAAGGUGCCGGCCAAGCACAGCUACGGGAUGCUCUUCUGCUCCUGCCGCGACAUCGCCUGCACCGAGCGCCGGCGGCAGACCAUCGUGCCCGUGUGCUCCUACGAGGAGCGGGAGAAGCCCAACUGCCUGAACCUGCAGGACUCCUGCAAGACCAACUACAUCUGCAGAUCUCGCCUCGCGGAUUUUUUCACCAACUGCCAGCCGGAGUCCAGAUCUGCCAGCAGCUGCCUGAAAGAAAACUAUGCCGACUGCCUGCUCGCCUACUCGGGGCUCAUUGGGACAGUCAUGACCCCCAACUACAUAGACUCCAGCAGCCUCAGCGUGGCCCCGUGGUGCGACUGCAGCAACAGUGGCAACGACCUGGAAGAGUGUUCGAAGUUUCUGAAUUUCUUCAAGGACAAUACGUGUCUUAAAAAUGCAAUCCAGGCUUUUGGCAACGGCUCCGAUGUCACUGUGUGGCAGCCAGCCCUCCCGGUCCAGACCACCACUGCCACUACCACCACAGCCUUCCGGGUCAAGAACCAGCCCCUGGGGCCAGCAGGGUCUGAGAACGAGAUCCCCACCCACGUUUUACCGCCUUGUGCAAACUUACAGGCACAGAAGCUGAAAUCCAAUGUGUCUGGCAGCACACACCUCUGUCUUUCUGAUCGCGACUACGAGAAGGAUGGCCUUGCCGGUGCCUCCAGCCACAUAACCACAAAAUCGAUGGCUGCCUCUCCGAGCUGCGGUCUGAGCCCACGGCUGGUUCUGGUGGUAACCGCCCUGUCCACCCUCUUACCUUGGUCCUUGGCAGAAACGUUAUAGCUGCGUUUCAAAAACAACAUGGACCUGUAAAAAGACACACACCACAUUAUCCGUUUCCUGUCCUCUUGUAUAUCUGAAAUUCCAGUUUUAGGCGCUCCGUGGAAACAUUGCUCAAGCAGUUUCAUCCAACUGAAACUUUCCCCCCUUUUUGUGUGUGUGUGUUUUUGUUUUUUAAGAAAGCUUCUUGUGAUCCUUAGGGCUUCUGUGGGAUUCCCAAUGCAGUGCCACAUUCCAAACUCGGAAGGCUCUGGGGACGUUGUAUUGUAAAGGGGCGGUUUGUACCUCUGGCUGUGAAGCAAACGGGGCCAAGUUUUUCAUGAUGAUGAUUUUAACCAUUGAACCCUGCCCUUUGCCGGCUAGCGAAGGAGUUAGUAUUGCUCCAGAAUCUUCCCCAUUUCCUGCGGUGGCUUUGGUGUCUGAUGACAUCAUGCAGCCUCCCAAGCUUUUUGGUCACAAAUCAGAGAUUCUCCUCAAGAGAAUCCUUGAUGGACUUUGGUUUGUCCCAAUGCUCACCUUUCUAUACGUUCUACCCCUUUCGGCGCUGAAGUUUGUGUUCCGUAGCCAGUUCUGCUCUCUCCUGCAAACCCAAAAGCACCCAUCACACCCAGAGGCAGUGCGUGGCUUCUAGUGAAAACAGAGUGAGGGGCGUGGGUGUGAAGCUUCCCAAGGGGCGUGGGUGUGAAGCUUCCCAAGCCUGAGUCAUCGACCUCCCCCUCCUGAGCCUUACCCACGUGGGAAGCCCUCCCACGAAGCGCCCAGCAGAGCUGAAGCGUCCCUCUAACCCCUUUACAUGUUUGAUGUUCUAUGUAGACAACUAUCAAUAUUUACUACUAAAUGAUUUCAACUGUUGGAUUCCUAUAUUUUGAGAGUAAUGAUCUUGUCUCCAUUUUUUACUGAUGGUUUAAUACAGUACACGCGGAGCUUGUUUUCCCCCGCUUAAGUAGGGUUAGCUCCGGCAUUAACUCCCUGGACAGCCCUUUCCAGGCCGGUUCCGAGGGGCCUCCUGCUUCAGCAGAGGGCUCUGCGUCACGUGGCUGUGGACAGGAGGAGGAGACAGAACAGCCUCGCUUUUGUUACCAUUUCUUGAUGAAACGCGUGUGCACCAGUAAAUGCAUCCUAUGAUGGGAGGAAGCUGGAGGCCACUGGUAAAUGCUCCGCAGUGGCUGAUGGCAUUCUUGCCAUUGCCAUAAUCCAGUAGCUUGGUUUUCACAUUGCCUGACAAAGGCGGCUUUGACUGGGACGGGACGGGGGCAUGCUACCCUCUCUUCCGAAGCGGGUCCAUGCCAGGGUGCAGAGUUCUCUCCGGACUGUGAUGGCUUGGCCGCUGUGGAGAGCAGUUCGGUCUGAAGGUCAUCAGGAACCUGCUUGCAUUUGUUCUGCAUGCCCCAGGGCAGACGGGGACGGACUGUGUGAGAAGGAAAGACUUGUGGAUCAAGGUCAACUCAUCUUCCAUCAUCCUCUCCCUUAAGAAGACCCUAGCGUGCGCUUGGGAAGUCCGGUGGGAAUGGUGCAUUUCAGAAUCUACAGGGAUCGGGUGCUGGUAGCCUUGUGUCUCCAGAACCAAAUCGCAAAGCGAUUCCACCUUCGCAGAGUGCUGGGAACAUCGCCCUUCUUAUCAUCUCAGCAGAGGGGCUGGAGGAGGAGGCCAUGGUACCCAUGUCAUGCUGAUCCCCUCGGCCCGCCGACGCUUGCCUUGUAAGAAUUAGUCACGUUACUGGGGUUGGAAAAAAUCUAUUAACUCCGAGCUGAAGGCAUAGACUUUGAGCUCCAUUGGUGUCUGAAGUGCAUUUAUAUCCAAGUGUUAAUAAAUAUAAAUGGAUAAUACUAAGAACCAACGUUUUUUCACUUCCAAAUGUUUUCCAGGGAAACCCACCAAACAAAUUUGAUUAGUAAAAAGUUUCCUAAAGACUUACUUUGAAUAAACCCAUUAAAUGUGUCAAAAUAUUUGGAAUCCCAGUCAUCUAUGACUGCCUAGCCCUUACAAGGCAUAUUUUUGUUUUAAUUAAGAUAUCCCUGUGUAUCUACACUGGACUAAUUGCAUGUGGGUCUAAGUCCGUGUAGUCUACUGUGGAAAGCUAUUGAUUACUUCUGUGGGAAACAGCAGCUCUAAUUAGCUUCCGAUGACCAAGAGGAUAUGGGCAUUAUCAGGGCUAACAAGGGUACCCUGUACUGAAGAACGCGUGGGUGUACAACACAUAAAUUACAUUUUGAAAAGCCUCAUCUAUCACCAACAAAGAUCUCAUUUUUCUUCCACGAAAGAAGCAUAUUAGAGUUACCAAAUCCUCAAUUUGAAAAUAAAUUGCUGAUUAAAUAGCCGAGGGGAAAGACAACACAUUCGAGAGCUAUUAAAAUCAUGCCGAGCACGUGUGACUGCCAUUCAGCGUGAUCUCAGUUGAACCCAGUGGCCCUCAAACCCCAUCGUUUACCCCGGGACUGGAGCAGGCAAGUGGCUUCAAUCCUUUCCGUGUCUGAUUGUCUUUUGCUGCCCUCAAAGCAGAAAUCAGUCACUACCUCUUGUCUGUCAGUCCCCGCAUGUAGCGAGCCACCCAAUUCAAGGCCUGUCCGCUGAGGCUUGGGCCUCUGGCGGAGAGCAGCUCCUUAUAGUUGACUUCGACAAAACCAAAACAGUCAUUUCUGUCCAGGGAGACUGUGAAUCCCAGACCAAGGCUAGCCACGCCCAACUUAUUUCAGAGAAAAAGGAAGGCACCUUUGCCAAACCAAUUAGAAGCACACUCAUUCCACUUCGUUGUUGAAGCUCUUCGGCCCGUCUUUGUUUUGUGUAUCUUGUUAAUAGAGCACAGGAAGAGAGGAAGGAGUGCACAAUAGAGAGAGGAAUUAAUCCAGAAAGCCACCUGAAUCUGUAUUUUUCCAUAUUUGAAUUUUUCGAGUCUCUAGUAGAAAACCUGUAAGUUGGUAAUUACAUUAGGUAUUUUUUUCACCAAGUAGAGCAAACUGUAUCCAAAAUGCACUAGGAGUGUGGUUUCCAUUAAAAUGAAUUGUUAAAAAACAACAACACGUGUUUAUCCUGUAGUUAAAAAUGUCUUAAGAAGCCGUGUGUUUGAGUUCAUCAAAUACAGGGCAGGACUGGGUGGCCCUUGAUUCGGGCCGUGUUAAGACUGCUCUCGUCAUGUGCACGCUCUGAGGAUGAGUCCUCUCCAGCUGUGUCCCACCUGCCCCUUUGUACCCGAAGCCAGGCACUCCCCACACUCCAGCUGCCGCCCUAGGGAAGUGGGGGCAGAAGCAUUUCAAAGUCAGUGGCAAGUGCCUAGGGAAGGAGAGGGAAGAGCGGUGGGAGGUAAAAUAAUCAGCACAUUCUUUUCUUAGAAUCCAGUAUAAUGCAUUUCUGCUGUUAGUAUUUACCAAAGAGCGGAGCUGUCUCUUCAAAAACAUGUUUCCAUUCAUGUAGUCGGGCCAUGCACUACUACUUUGAGUCUAAACUCGUGGCCAGAAAAGGCCUGCUGAAGCGAGUUCCCAUUUCCUAAUUCUCCUUUGCAGCUGUCCUUGAUCUCCUGAAUUUAUACCCCUGUGAUCUUGGCUGCUUCAGCUCUUUGAUAAAGCAAAUGAGAUCAUGGGAGGAGACCCAUCUUUGCAAGAAGACCAAAAGCAAUGGCAACAGAGUAAAUUAUGAAAUGGCCCAGGCAUGGUCCCUGCAGAAGGGUCAAUCUGCACUGGCCUUGAGGAGUUUGGAGAGAGGAGGCCCAUCCAGGUGCAACGGGAGGACACCUGCAUGAGUGACGAUCACACAAUCUGAGGAUGUCCCUUACUGAUCCGAAUAGGAACCGUGUCCUAACAAAAGAGCCACAGGCCCUUCAGUUAGACAGCAGUGUCUCUGGGAAAAGCAAGCCUGAACAAAUACCUGGGUAACAGAGAAAAUAAUGUCUUUCUAGAGAUUUUAAGAGAGUCAAACAGCCGGGAAUUGGGUUGGACACCCUAAGAAGCUACGUUCUUCUCUUAUUCCUCAGACGGGCUUCUCACGGAUAGAUCGGACACGUCCUGGGUUCCACAUGGCUUUUGUUCUCACAUGACCCUUUGUUUGAAGCCUGUUGUCUGGAAUUCUUCCGGAGGGCGGUGCCUCCAACACCCAUUCUCACUGCCCAGGCCUUAAACCUGUGGGUUUCGCCACCGCCUCCGACCCGGGGUGUAGGUAGUGGGACAUUUCAUUUCACAAGGAUAGUGCAUUAAGGUAUGGGCUGCCUCGGUUCCCUUUCAUAUGGAUUGUUGCCCCCGCCCGCUACCUUUCCCCUUGUCACGUAUUGCCUGAACAUGUAACACGGUCCCUUCCCAUCCAUUCUUCCUCCCCGGCCCUCUGAACGUAGUCGGACCCAACUGCUUCUUGUUCGGGCAGAGGCCUUCACAGGUAGCCCUGGCUUUUUGAAGGUGGAGACGCCUUUCUUAGGAGCCAGGAGAUCUGAAGAUGAUGCCCAUCCCCGGAGUAGGAAUUUUAUUCAUUCCACAUGCCCCUGAGCUCCCUCUUAGCUCAGCCUCCCUGCUGCCUACUCUGCAGGCAUCCCUUUGUGGCCCGCUGCUCUCUGAUGAGCUAGAUCCCCUUGUCUCCCCCCGGGCUUGGGGGGGGGGGGGAGUGUUCAGCGGGAUGUGCCACCUGUACUUCUGAUGACUCGGAACCCCAGCCCGGAGGAGUGGGGCCGGCCCACCGACGCCGCUUUAAUCAGCUGCCCGUGGAGAGCCACAGCCCGCCCGCGCUCACCGAGAACACAGCCUCCCGAGGUCUCCAACUCAUUUGACCAGCGCAGCUGCGACUCCGUCCUGUGCCUCUGGCAGGUGCCCACAUCCGCAUCUUGUCCCCCUGCCACGGGGAGUUUAUUCUCGCUCCAGGGCAGCCGCCAAGCUUGGCACUGGCCUCUGCUGAAGGUUUGCUCUUGUUUUCUCUUCAUCCCGGCCUGGGCUUUCUUACCGGUCCCCGGUGUUUGUUCUGUAGAAAGUGCCGAGAGAGACAGGCCAGAGACCAUCAGCCCUUCCUUUGUUUCCUUGGAGCCUCAGGGCUGGGAGCGGGGCCAGGUGGGCCUGUCCGUGAACUGUCCAAGCCAUCAUGUCCCGGCCACAGUGCCAGGGACACCGGGAGACGCCAGCCUGCUGUGGCCAAGGACAGCAAACCCUGGCAGUGCCCACUCAGCAUUGCAGAACCUCAAAGGAGCAGUGACCCCUGGUGCCUGUCAAACGUGACAUCAUAAGGUUCAAGAAGGGUAAAGAAUUGGAAUAACCGAUGGAUGCCCUGCGGAUGGCAACUCCGGGGCUGUUACCCGCAGGUAAAGGGCUGUCCUCCUGUCACUGUGGCCGGGCCGGGUGUCUGUCACAGGGACAGCCUGCCUGGCACAGUGGCACCUGAGCACCCUGUCCCAGAUGCUGCAGAGCUGUAGGAUGCAGCAUCUGCGGCAUGCAUAGCGUGCUUGAUCUGGAUUUUGUUUUGUUUUUCUCUCUUAGCUCUAGCUAAAAUGUGUGUUGUGGGGGAGUGGUGGAGAGAAUGGGAAUGAUAACACCAAAUCCCAGAAAUGCCCUGCCUUCGUCGGCCAAGGCCUACGGCAAUCAGAUAAUUCUGCUGCGCUCUUUUGGAUCUGGAAAUAGCUGAUCGUCCUCGGAGGGCUGAAGAAACCGCUUCGGAAACGUGAAAUCCAGGGCCUUAUCGUUCUCCUAAUGAUCUGUCUUCUCUUCCCUCCUCUCACUGUCCCCCGAGGGAGGAGGGGGGACACUUCUCAUCACAGAGUUGGCUUUAAAGAGUUUUCUCAUCUCCUGCGCCUUAUCCCUUGAUAUUGAAAUUAUUUUCUCCUGUUUAAGCCGAGCCCCGCUGAGAAGCGGGUUGAGAUGUGGGAUGCGGACUUUUUCCAGUGCGGUCUUUGGGCUGGCGCCGAAUUUUCACUCCGCACCGAGGGUUUGUCUCGGCUCCUGUUCCUUCUGUUUCCUGCAAGGUGAACGACAGAGGUGGAAUGCCAAAAGGAUUCCGGGUUCUAGGGUCCUGUUAGGAUUCUGUCCUGGGAGAGGGGUUCCUCUGAGCGGGGGGGACGGGGGGAACGGAUCGGUCUCCCCUUGGUAGUGUGCUUCCUGCGGCUUUGCCUUUGAAGCACAUACAUGUAUCCCAUGGGCCGGAGUGUUGCUUUCCUGAGGAAGGAGCCCAGGUCCCCCGGGGUCCCUCCCACGCGGCCUUCCUCGCCCGCACCCACGGGGACCCUCCACCACGUGUGAGAAGUGCACGCUUCGCCCUUUGGACUUUGGAAGUGGUUUUGUGAUGUUUGACUUUUCUGUUCGCAUUUGCUCAAGCACUACUGAUUGUACACGUAUGCCGUCCCUCAGCCGGCCCCACCCUCGAGUAUCCUAAUAAACGUUUUCUUUUCUU